GCACGUGAUAAGGGGUUCUGCAACGUCAUUUCCGCUCUUGUUUAUAGACGUAUUUUGAGUAGAGAGGUAUACUUUCGGCAGCUUCCGGGGCAUCAUUUGCUGCAUAUCUCAAAACAUGCAUAGGUGACACCCAUGUUGCUAUAAGGCAGAGAGGACAACUGUUCCAAAACCUUUCCCAGAGAAAUCUGAGAGAAAAAACUGCCCGCCUCAUACAUUCUCCUGAUGGGUGCCACUCUGCCAGCCUUAGCGGAAGAACUGUUGAGAGAGAUAGAAAAGGCUUUUUGCGAGACAUCUCACGUUCCCGAUGACCUCCUCCUGGCGCUGAAGUUUAUCUUUGGGGCUUCUGCCGUCCCUGCUCUGGACUUGGUGGACCGCCAGUCAGUCACACGGAUCACAUCUCCCAGCGGAAGGCAGGUCUACCAGGUGGUUGGAAGCUCAGGCAAACACUACACUUGUUACGCCUCCUGCCACUUCUGCUCCUGCCCGGCCUUCAUGUUUUCUGUCCUCCGGAAGGGCGACAGUCUUGUGUGUAAGCACCUUCUUGCCGUCUACCUCAGCCAGGCGCUCGGGUCCUGCCAGGAGCUGACUGUCCCAGACAAGCAGCUGACCAGACUCUUGUUGCAAGAGGAGGAGGAGGAAGAAAGAUGAAGACCUCAGCCUGGGUUUCGAGAGAGAGAAUGCUCUCCUGCUCCUCUACGAACAGCCUCCAAGAUUCAGUAAGGGAACAGAGAGCCUGUGUGGCUGUCUGGACACUGCUGGACUCCAACUCCCAUCAGCCCUUGCAGUUAGCAGUGGCUGGUGGUGAGGGAUGCUGGGAGUUGUGGUCCAAGCAGACCUGCUCUAAGAAGCGGCAGUGAAUACUCCACAGGAGUGAUGCCUCUGUUUGGAAGAGAAGGGAAUCCUAGCCUCUGGAGAGAAGGGAAUCCGGAAGUCCUUAGACUCCAACUCCCACCAGCCCUUGCUGCCAGCAAUGGCCAGUGAUGUUGGGGGUUUGAAUGUGACAUUGUCCGAAGGGCCACGGGGUCUCAAGAAAGGGGCGAGGGCCUUAACCCAAACUGGGAUCAAUGAAAGAUUAUAUCCCCCUGUUCUCGCUGCCCGUCUGGCUUCUGGGGGAAGCAGGCAGACGUCUACCUUGGACCUGUAAUUGCUCCAUGCAGAUACCUGAUUAUUUUAGGGUCACAUUACAAUUUUUGUAUAUGUGCAUGCAGGAAAAUGAAAGCUUUUGUGUGUGUCGGUGGGGAGGGUUUAAAUCCUCCCAGGGCCACCAAGCGUAAGUCCGGUUCUGCGUUCCCAAGCUGAACGCGUCUGCUGAGCUUCUGUGGGGGCACAUUUGAAUGUAGAACUCCACCCUGCGCUCAGCUCCUUGAACCAAUCGGCUUUGUUUCAAGUUUCUAGUCCUUAUUACAGGGAAGAGAAUCCUGCUGUGAUGUAUAUAGAGAGCGAGCUGAUAGAGGUGGUUGUUUUUCCAGGCUGGGGCUGCAUGCCAAAGGUGAGCUAGGCCACCUAUUUCCCUCGUCUCUUUGCCACCCCUUCUCUCGCUCUUCCUCUUCCGCCUUUCUUUCUCUCUUUCCCUCUCUUCCUUCCUUUCCCAGAAGGCUGCCCAUGGGAGAGGCAGAUCACCCUGGCCUAAACUCAUCGCUUGCAGACAGCCUCUCGCCUCAUACCAGUGCAACCUCUUCACCCCAUCCAUCCCUCUUCUCUCUCCCAGCUCCCACCUCACCUUAAAUCAGACUGUGGAGCUCUGAAUAUUUGCCUAGGAGAGGGAAGCCGCACAUUCUGUCGCAAGACCAGCACUCAGCCCUGAAACUCACCAAGGGAUCUUGGGCCAGGCACUCAGACACAGUGCCUAACCGACCUCCCAGGGUUGCUGUGAGGACAAAAUUCAGAGGGCAGCAGUGGGCGCCCCCUGGGUUUCCUUGCAGGGAAAAGGCAGGGUGCCAUUUAGAAGCCAGGUGUCAAGUGUCGCCUGUCCCAAACCACAGAACACGCUUCCAGCAGAGAUGCGGCAGGCACCCUCCCUUUUUGACUUUCACGCCGGCCGGCCAUUUUGCAACUCUUCCUUUUUUACUCUGAUGAGCCACUCAGCUUAAUGGUUAUCCAUUUAUCUUUCGAAUGGCUUUGUGUUUUAGCACUUUACCCCACCCUGAUAUUCCACGAAAUAGCUGUACAGGAAUACUUCUCUCUGCAAUAAAAAGCUAAAUUUAAAUAAAGUAAUAAAUAGUUGGAAGGCUGCGACAGGUGACAUCUGGUGAAAACUCAGAAGCCAGGGGAAUAGUUAAAUAUAAGUUUUGUUUGGGUUUGAGAUUUUUUUGAGGUGGGGGGGUAUGUGCUUGAAUGCAUUAGCCCCCCCCCCAAAAAAA
Molecule: messenger RNA, 2360 nt
Organism: Podarcis muralis (Common wall lizard)
Lineage: Eukaryota; Metazoa; Chordata; Lepidosauria; Squamata; Lacertidae
Gene: ZSWIM7
Product: zinc finger SWIM-type containing 7
Biological process (GO): double-strand break repair via homologous recombination
Cellular component (GO): Shu complex
Molecular function (GO): zinc ion binding
Source: RefSeq, a predicted model, not a curated record